Peronospora matthiolae is the source of this 873-nucleotide messenger RNA. Lineage: Eukaryota; Oomycota; Peronosporomycetes; Peronosporales; Peronosporaceae. The record is from the annotation of a GenBank genome assembly.
AUGAGCGCCCCCGUCGUGAAUCUCAACUUCCUGCGCGCCGGCAGUCGCGGCACCUCCGUCAACUACGGCGGCGCCAUGCCCGACAUGCACGUGGCACCUACCGACGACUUGCGCGCUCACAUGCACUCGCCUGACGCCUUGGCUGCGGGAUUUCUACUGCCGCCUGUCGCCGACCCCGCUGCGUACUCGCGCGCGCACUUCCAGGUCAAGUACACGGAGGACAACGAGCAGGCGCUGCAGUUCGCCAAAGGCACGACGACCCUGGCGUUCAUCUACGACGGCGGCAUUGUCGUGGCCGUGGACUCGCGCUCGACCAUGGGCCCGUUCAUUGCGUCGCAGCAAGUCAAGAAAGUGAAUCCCAUUAACGACUACAUUCUAGCAACAUUGGCCGGCGGCGCUGCAGACUGUCAGUUUUGGCAGCGCAAUUUAGCGGUCCAAUGUCGUCUCUACGAAUUACGGAACCGCCAGCGCAUUUCCGUCCGCGCAGCUUCCAAGCUGAUUGCCAACACGUGCAACUACUACAAACGCUAUGGCAUGUCGCUGGGCAUGAUGAUGAUGGGCUACGACAGUGGCGAGCCAGUGCUGUAUUACGUCGACGACGAGGGCUCUCGCAUCCCAGCGAGCAAGACCGUGCCCAAGUUCAGUGUCGGCUCGGGCUCCACGUACGCCUAUGGCGUGCUGGACACGAACUGGCGCUGGGACUUGACGGACGACGAGGCGGUCGAGCUCGGGAAACGCGCGAUUUACCACGCGACGCACCGAGAUGCGUACAGUGGUGGCUUCUGCAACGUGUUCCUGUUCAAGCCAGAUGGCUUCAAACACGUGGUGCACGAGGACGUCAAGGACAUGCACGACUAUGCGCGUGGCUACUGA